Spodoptera frugiperda (fall armyworm) is the source of this 2689-nucleotide messenger RNA. RefSeq names its product protein trapped in endoderm-1 (gene Tre1). The coding region runs from base 313 to 1386 and encodes 357 amino acids. Gene Ontology annotation, molecular function: G protein-coupled receptor activity. The transcript has 6 exons. Gene Ontology annotation, cellular component: membrane. The record is from RefSeq and is a predicted model, not a curated record. Lineage: Eukaryota; Metazoa; Arthropoda; Insecta; Lepidoptera; Noctuidae. Gene Ontology annotation, biological process: G protein-coupled receptor signaling pathway.
CCUGUGGCUGUCAGUAAGCCAGAAGCGCGCGCGCGGCCGUGGCGGCAAGUAGUUCGUGUGUCUGACAGCUGCGCGGUGUGUGCAAAUAUUGAGUGAAACUGAUCGUGUUUGUGUGCCGGACUAUUUGUAUUGUUUGUGGGACGACGAAUUAAUUUUAAUAUCUGAUAGAUUAUAUGCAGUGCUCCUUGUGCAAUUACGUCAUGGCUGGAAGGAACUUUUGACAGCACCAUGUCAAGAUUAAAAAGAUAAAAUGUCAAAGAAAAAUUCAAAAUUAAAGUUCUGAAUAGUGAAGUGAAAGUGAAGUGCCUAACUAUGUCCGAGUUAUCGUUCGAUAUUUAUGAAAACAUUACAAACAUGGACCAAAACAUUACGCAUUACCCGCCAGAGGCCACGGUGCUGGCUGCAGCGUGCGCCUGCAUCUUUAGUGUCGUCGGAGUCGUCGGUAACCUGGUAACGACAGUGGCGCUGCUGAUGCACCCGAAGUUGCGCGGCCAUGUGACCACGAUGUUCGUCCUCUCGCUCUGUGUGUCGGACCUCCUCUUCUGUUCCAUCAACCUGCCGCUCACCGCCAACCGGUACAUCAAGCAGAACUGGAGCCUCGGCCCCAGUCUCUGCCAGAUGUUCGCCUUCGUCUUCUACGGCAAUGAGGCAGUCUCCCUCCUCUCUAUGGUCGCUAUUACUAUAAAUAGAUACACUUUGAUCGCGUACUACGACAUGUACUCGCAAAUAUACACGACCACUAAGAUCUGGGUACAGCUGCUGCUCAUAUGGCUCGUGUCUUUCGGAUUGAUGGUACCACCUCUCCUCGGCGUUUGGGGUCAACUAGGGCUGGACCCCAGCACGUUUUCGUGCACGAUCCUCCCGAAAGAGGGCAGGUCUCCGAAGAAGUGUCUGUUCGUGGUCGGCUUCGCUCUCCCGUGCGUGGUGAUCAUCGUGUCGUACUCGUGCAUCUACUGGCGGGUGCGGCAGAGCAAGCGCAAGCUGGAGGGACGCAGGUGUGUAUGUGGCAAACUGUCCGGCCAAACUGCCAAAGAGAAAGAAGAGGACUCCCGGCUGACGACGCUGAUGCUGACCAUCUUCCUGUGCUUCCUGGCGUGCUUCCUGCCGCUGAUGAUCAUGAACGUGGCGGACGACGGCAUCACGUACCCCUGGCUGCACAUCAUCGCCUCCAUCCUCGCCUGGGCGUCCAGCGUCAUCAACCCACUCAUCUACGCAGCCACCAACCGCCAGUACCGCGCAGCUUACGCCAAUUUACUAAAAUUUUGCAAAAACAGCACCGUCAAGAAGCGCACGACGUGGGGCAGCCGGACCAUGGCCAACUCCUCCAACUCACCGCACUACGCAGACAAACGAAACCACAUGAAGGAUAAACCCGCCGACUUAUGAAUCAACCAGUGACAUCUGCCGGACACUGGCGGAAACUGCGUUUUAGAUUUCAAAUCAACCUGUCAAUGUUGCCCAGUAAAAAAUCGAAAAAUCAUUGUGAAUCGAUGUUCGUUCAGAAUAAUUAAUCUAUCAGCUAUUUCUAUUAAGAAAGGAAACUUUGAAACUGAUGUUCUAUGCGUUGAUUUAGGGGUUAAAUAAUUUAUACAGCGACAUUUAUUUGCAUUAAUUGUCCGCUAGGUACUUAAUGUUAACCCGAUGCUGCAUUUACAUUUUUUAUGAAUCUCAUUAACAGUGCGCCUACAUACGAGUUGAUUGCAAUAAAAAUAUAAAGCUGUUCUAGAAACCGGGUCCUCUUACCAAAUUUUUAUAUACUACAUAAUAAUAAGCAAAUACACAAGUCUACGUUUCAUAAGACGCUACGACGUGUACACGAUUGACACCUUCUACAUAAUAUUUUUGUAAAUAUUAAUUAUAAACAAUUGUACAUACUAUAAAACCAAUGGCGACUACUUUACUAGCUUGUAAUGAUGCUUACCAUUUAACUUAACCAAAGUAAAAUAUUACCUUUAUUUUAUUAAUAUAAUGUUUUGUACGAUAAGAGAGUAGAUAUAAAUAAUAUUAUUUAAUAAUAAGAAUGCAUUCCUUUAGGUAAUAAUUUGUGUUAAUUUUGUACGUUCAGUUCUGUAAGAUUGGGUCCAGGCGCUAAAUGAUUGAUUGUAAUUUGAAUUUGGUUUGUCUGCAUCCGCCUCAAGUUUACUUGACAAUUAUUUGAUGCGAUCAUUCAUUUAUUAUCUUUAACAUGAUUUGGGAAAUGUCAAAUUAUCAUUUGAAGCACAUGAUCGAGCUUAUUAAAAAAAAAUAACAUUAAAGAGGAUCUGUUCCAUUAUUUUUAUUACCUAAGUAGAUACCUGUAAUUAGAAAAUAUUUAAGUCCAGCAACAGUACCAACUACUUAUUACAGAAGUAACAGCGAUCCUGCCAAAUAAUUGUCAUGUUUUGUAGUAGCAAAAUAUUAUAAUUAUAAUAGUUCUUUUGAAGACUGAUACGUAAAAGUCAAUUAGGAUAAAUAGCCCCUCAAACAUAGUUAACGUUGGAGUUACAUUUAUAUUGACGUUGUUAUGUCUUUAUAUACAUUCUCGAUUUGCAAAGUUACUAUUUAUUGAACCAGAACAAUUUGGAAGAAUAUCUAAUUUAUGAAAAAUCAUGGAAAGUUUUUGCUUAAAUAAUUUAUUGUAUUGUAAUUAGCAUAGAUUUGUUAUAAUAAGUGAACCAAAGGUAAAAUAAAUAAAUGUAUUUAUAUAAAA